GAAAAUAGAAACCCCAAAACUCUGAGUAGAAUUUAAGCUAAGAGAGUGAGAAAACCUACUAAAACAUUCUAUCCCAAAAAUGAGGUCGAACCACGCCGCCAUGUUUUUCGGUAGAAUUUUGUCUAAUUCUUCAUUUAAAUUCUCCACUUUUGCCAUCGCUUCCCCACAUUAUCAAUCAUUUCUUGUCAAACCCAGAUUCAAUUUUGAUAAUCUCACCCACCAAAUUAGAUACUUCUCCCCCUAUCCCAGAUUCGAUUUUGGAUCUAUACGUGAGCCCAACGAUGCCGUCGCUCUAUUUCGGGAGAUGGUGAGGACGCAGCCGCUCCCUUAUGCUUCUGUUUUCAGUACAUUGUUGAGUACUGUGGUGAAGAUGAAGCAAUACUCUCUUGCCCUUCAUCUGAUCGACGAAAUGCUUCAGAGGGAUGUUCCUGUAAAUCACUACAUAUUGACUAUUGCGAUUGAUUGCUACUGCCGACAGAAAAGACCUGAUUUUGGGUUUGCGAUCUUAGGCAUUUUUUUCAAGCGUGGGUACGAGCCUACUGUUGUAACCUUUACCACUCUCAUCAAAGGGCUAUUGUUGGUUGGAAGGGUCCCAGAGGCAGCUAAAGUGUUGAAGAAGCUGUUGGUCUUGCAAUUAUGCGAGCCCGAUGAACGUACGUAUAAUACUAUGAUUAAUGGGGUUUGCAAAGCUGUAGGUAGUCUCCAUGCGCUGGAAUUGCUCUGCUUAUUGGAAAAAGAAAAGGGAAUCUGCAAACCCGAUGUCUAUUCUUACACUGCAGUCAUUGAUCGUCUAUGCAAGGAAGGAAAGGUAAACGAUGCUCUCCAACUCUUCUCUUCUUUGGGUGAUAAGGGGAUUUCACCCAAUGUUGUGACAUAUAAUUCAAUAAUUGAGGGGUUAUGCAAGAGGAGAAGAAUGGAUGAGGCUGAAGACAUUUUGAAGAAGAUGAUUGCUGAUAAGGUGUGUCCGAAUGUGGUGACAUGUAAUAUCUUUGUGACUGCUUGGUGCAAAGAUGGAAAGGUGCAAGAGGCCGAGCAUAUGUUGGUAUCUAUGAAGGAGAUUGAUGUACAACCUAACAUUUUCAUUUACGCUACAUUGAUAAAUGGGUAUUGUAUGCAAGGAAAAAUGGAUGAAGCCAGACGCAUUUUCCGAUUGGCAGUAAAUUCUGGAAUCAAGCCUAAUAUCAAUUGUUACAAUAGCUUGAUGGUCGGGUAUUGCAAAAAGGGCCAAGUCGAUGAAGUUUCACGGCUUUUUACCAUAAUUCCCUACCAAAGGUUAGAGCGCAAUGUGGUUUCUUAUAACAUAAUGCUAGAGGCCUUAUUUUGUGAUGGCAAAUGUGAAGACGGCUUAAAGCUGUUCAAAGAGAUGGAAGCUCUACAAGUGUCUCCUGAUAUAAGGACUUACAAUGUUCUCAUUGAGGGACUGUGCAUUAAUAAUCAAGUUAGACAAGCGAAGGAUCAUUUCGACGAUCUUUCCUCCAAAGGUAUGCAGCCCAACGUUAUAACAUAUACAAUCCUUAUUGGUGCACUUUGCGAAGCAGGGCAGAUAGAGGAGGCUAAGGAUCUUUUCGACGAGCUUUCCUCCAAAGGUAUGCAGCCUGACGUCAUAACAUAUACAAUCCUUAUCGGUGCACUUUGCGAAGCAGGACAGAUAGAGGAGUCUAAGGAUUUGAUGAUGCAAAUGGUAAACAAUGGUUGCUUGCCGGAUAGUGUGACAUACAAUGUUUUUGUUCAAGGUCUUCUGAAAAGGAACAAGAUGCAUGAUGCAAUGCCACUGUUGGAAGAGAUGGAUUCAAAGGGAUUCACACUCGACGAAACUACUUUUUCAAUGUUGAUUGAACAUGUGGUAAGGGAAGGUAGAGAUAGCGUUUUAUUUGAUAAGAUUAAGAAACUUGUACCAAAUGACCUCUUUUCAAUGAGGUCGAACCACGCCGCCAUGUUUCUGGCUAGAAUUUUGUCGAAUUCUUCAUCUAAAUUCUCCACUUUUGCCAUCGCCUCUCCACAUUAUCAAUCAUUUCUUCUACCCAUUUUUCAUUUUGAUAAUGCCAGCUGCCAAAUGAAGAGACGCUUCUCCGCCUAUCCCAGAUUCGAUUUUGGAUCUAUACGUGAGCCCGAUGAUGCCGUCGCUCUAUUCCGGGAGAUGAUGAGAACGCGGCCGCUCCCUUUUGAUAUUCUUUUCAAUAAAUUGUUGGGUGCUGUGGUCAAGAUGAAACAAUACUCUCUUGCCCUUCAUCUAUUCGACGAAAUGCUUCAAAGGGAUGUUCCUGUAGAUCACUACACCUUGAAUAUUGCAAUUGAUUGCUACUGCCGACACAAAAGACCUGAUUUUGGGUUUGCGAUCUUAGGCAUUUUUUUCAAGCGUGGGUACGAUCCUAAUGUUGUAACCUUUAACACUCUCGUGAAAGGUCUUUUGUUGGUUGGAAGGGUCCCAGAGGCAGCUAAAGUGUUAUGGAAGAUGUCUGUCUACCGAUUAUGCGAGCCCGAUGAACGUACGUAUAAUACUAUGAUUAAUGGGUUAUGCAAAGCUGGAGGUACUCUAGAGGCGAUUGAUUUGCUCUGCACAUUGGAAAAAGAAAAGGGAAUCUGCAAACCCAAUGUAUAUGCUUACACUGCAGUCAUUGAUGGUCUAUGCAAGGAUGGAAAGGUGGACGAUGCUCUCCAACUCUUCUCCACUUUGGGUGAUAAGGGGAUUUCACCAAAUGUUGUGACAUAUAAUUCAAUAUUUGAGGGGUUGUGCAAUAGGAGAAGAAUGGACGAGGCUCAAGACAUUUUAAAGAAGAUGAUUGCUAACAAGGUCAGUCCAAGUGUGGUGACGUGUAAUAUCUUUGUAGAUGCUUGGUGCAGAGAUGGAAAGGUGGAAGAGGCCGAGCAUAUGUUGGUAUCUAUGAGGGAGAUUGAUGUACAACCUGACAUUAUCACAUAUACUUCAUUAAUUAAUGGUUAUUGUAUGCAAGGAAAAAUGGAUGAAGCUAUAAACAUUUUCCUAUUGACAGUGAAUUCUGGAAUCAAGCCCAAUAUCAUAAGCUACAAUUGCUUGAUGAACGGGUAUUGCAAAAAAGGGCAAGUCGAUGAAGUUUCACAUCUAUUUAGCAUAAUUCCCUACCAAAGGUUAGAGCGCGAUGUGGUUUCUUAUAGCAUAAUGUUGGAGGCCUUAUUUCGUGACGGCAGAUGUGAAGACGGCUUAAAGUUGUUCAAAGAGAUGGAAGCUCGACAAGUGUCUCCUGAUAUAAGGACUUACAAUGUUCUCAUUGAGGGAUUGUGCAUUAAUAAUAAAGUUAGACAAGCGAAGGAUCUUUUCGACGAGCUUUCCUCCAAAGGUAUGCAGCCCAACGUUAUGACAUAUACAAUCCUUAUCGGUGCACUUUGCGAAGCAGGGCAGAUAGAGGAGGCUAAGGAUCUUUUCGACGAGCUUUCCUCCAAAGGUAUUGAGCCCAACGUUAUAACAUAUACAAUCCUUAUCGGUGCACUUUGCGAAACAGGGCAGAUAGAGGAGGCUAAGGAUCUUUUCGAUGAGCUUUCCUCCAAAGGUAUUGAGCCCAACGUCAUAACAUAUACAAUCCUUAUCGGUGCACUUUGCACCGAAGGUCAGAUAGGGGAGGCUAAGGAUUUGAUGACGCAAAUGGUAAACAACGGUUGCUUCCCUGAUAGUGUGACAUACAAUGUUUUUGUUCAAGGUCUUCUCAAAAGGAACAAGAUGCUUGAUGCAAUGCCCGUGUUGGAAGAGAUGGAUUCAAAGGGAUUCACACUUGACGUAACUACUUUUUCAAUGUUCAUUGAACCUGUGGUAAAGGAAGGUAGAGAUAGUGUUUUAUUUGAUAAGAUUAAGAAACUUGUACCGAAGGACCUUUUUUCUAGAUAGGUGUUGUGUUUUGUUAGAAGUUGAAGUAUUAUUUUGCCAGAAAGUAGGGGUAAAUUUAUUAGUUUAAUCUCUAUGAUUUGAUGAUUUUAAAUGCUUCAAUUUUUUCUC
Molecule: messenger RNA, 3964 nt
Organism: Salvia miltiorrhiza (redroot sage)
Lineage: Eukaryota; Viridiplantae; Streptophyta; Magnoliopsida; Lamiales; Lamiaceae
Product: protein Rf1, mitochondrial-like
Exons: 2
Coding region: 80-3856 (1258 amino acids)
Molecular function (GO): protein binding
Source: RefSeq, a predicted model, not a curated record